UGUCUGAGUCCUUGAGAGUCACCCCGCUUUUGACCUUGCAUCAGAUGAGCGCUGCCCAGAGGGUUCACUGUGGAUUAUCGAACGUUGGGUUGGCAUCUGUAAUGAUGUUAAAGAGUUUUCAUUUGAAGGGCAUCACGUAAUGCCCCCCUGCCGCGAGCACCGGCGUUUCCCCAACUUGCUUGGCAGGAGCCUUGUUGCCAGGGGUGACAGCCCCCGAGGGUGGGCUUUGGCAACGAGUGAGAAGUGCCGUUGUUUCUAGAGAAUGUGACACCCACCCCCACCACUUUGUUCUCCACCUCCUGUUCCUUCGUCGGAACUCUCUACGUCGUUCUUUUCUUCACUUUUUUUUUUUACAUUUUACUUGAAUGAUUUACCAAGGAAAGUCCAGAUCGAAUCACGAAAUUCCAUCCGUUUUCCAAUUCAACUUUCCCGAUGUUUUCAAACCUGUCGCAUUAAUUUGUUAAUUACCAUGGCGCAAUUUAUGAAAUCUCUGUGGAAGCUGAAAAGUACGUUUGUGCUAUUUUUCACCCCGCUGAUACUUUUGCCUCUGCCUCUCCUCAUUAAAACUAAGGAAGCAAGUUGCUCUUAUGUGAUCAUCCUAAUGGCCGUGUACUGGUGCACUGAAGCCAUGCCACUGGCAGUCACGGCCCUCCUGCCCGCCCUGUUAUUUCCUCUUUUUGGAAUCCUGCAGUCUAAAGAGGUGUGCGUCCAGUACCUGAAGGAUACUAACAUGCUGUUUCUUGGUGGGCUGAUGGUAGCUGUCGCAGUUGAGCACUGGAACUUACACAAGCGUAUUGCACUGAGAGUGUUGCUCACCGUGGGAGUCCGGCCUGCACUUCUAAUGCUGGGAUUCAUGGGUGUCACAGCUUUCCUCUCCAUGUGGAUCAGCAACACAGCCACCACUGCCAUGAUGGUCCCCAUUGUGCAGGCAGUGUUGGAACAGCUGAACAGCACUGAGGUCGAAAGUCCCUGCAUUCAUGAUGGAGAGUAUGAGAAUGAGGAAAAGAGCAAUGGAACACUUAAAGAUGUCACUGUAAUACCGAAAGACAUGGUCAUGACAGAAUCUGGCCAAAGUGACCCAGCUGCAGAAAGAAGGAAAAUGUGCAAGGGAAUGACUCUUUGUGUGUGCUAUGCUGCCAGCAUUGGAGGAACCGCUACGCUGACUGGUACUGGGCCUAACCUAGUUCUUCAGGGACAGAUGAACCAAUUGUUUCCUGAAAAUGGCGAUGUCAUUAAUUUUGCUUCAUGGUUUGGCUUUGCCUUCCCAAACAUGGUUCUCAUGUUGACCAUAGCCUGGUUGUGGUUACAGUUUGUCUUCAUGGGGUUCAACUUCAGGAAGACUUGGGGAUGUGGAAUGGUGAAGUCGGAAAAGGAGAUUGCCGCUUUCAAUGUGAUUAAGGAGGAGCACCGUCGCUUAGGGCCCAUGUGCUUUGGUGAAAUCAAUGUCCUAGCUCUGUUCACCUUGCUCGUUAUCCUGUGGUUCACCAGAGACCCUGGCUUUGUUCCUGGAUGGGCCACUUUUGUUUUCAAUUCCGAAGCCGAGUUUGUCACAGAUGCAACUGUCGCUGUCUUCAUUGCUAUACUGCUUUUUGUCAUCCCUUCCAAAAGACCCAGACUUUUCUUCUGGAGACAAGACAGUGGUGAUUUAGAGCCUCCCAGUAGCAGUUCCACAACAACACUGCUCAGCUGGAGAGUCAUCCAGAAGAAGAUGCCAUGGAAUAUUGUCUUACUGUUGGGAGGCGGCUUUGCACUGGCUAAAGGAAGUGAGGCAUCAGGCCUGUCUAAAUGGCUUGGCAACCAGAUGACUCCUCUUCAUGCCAUUCCGCCAUGGGCAAUAUCGAUAACCCUGUGCCUGUUGAUAGCCACCUUCACAGAGUGCACCAGCAAUGUUGCUACUGCCACACUCUUCCUGCCCAUCCUCGCCUCUAUGUCCAAGUCAAUUGGUAUAAAUCCUCUGUAUGUGAUGGUGCCAUGCACACUGAGCACCUCAUUCGCAUUCAUGCUGCCUGUCGCGACGCCUCCCAAUGCCAUUGUGUUCUCCUAUGGAUAUCUUCAGGUUGCUGAUAUGGCAAAAACUGGAAUCGUCAUGAACAUCAUUGGAAUUGCCUGCGUCACUUUAGCCAUCAACAGCUGGGGACGUCCAAUGUUUGAUCUAGACUCAGUGCCAUCAUGGGUCAACGCCACAGGUGUCUGAUUCUUUGGGCCAAAAGUAAGGAAGCCGGGAGCCAUCUCUGUUAAAAGUUUCUGAACAAGUUGAUGGAUGGGGUGUCCUUCAUUGCCUCCUGUGUGUCUUGAACUUGGUGAAGUGGAGUAUCCUGGAGACUUGACUCUUUGCACAAUAAUGCCAAAGAAAUCGUGUGAGUGUGUGUGUGUGUGUGUGUGUGCCUGAAUGUGUGUUAAGUUUAUAAGUAUGGGGAGGGGGGCAAGAAGAAACAGACGGAACUUUAUUAGUAGGUCAGAAAUUGUACUGUAGGUUUGGGUUGUUAUAUUUUUUUAGCCCUUUUCCUAUGAUUUAAUCAAUGCACAGGCAAAUUAUUGCAAGAGAAGUUGCAAGAGAAGAUUAGUCAUAGCAAUAAUGUAGCAAAUCUCGUGGGUAGAAGAAGACUGUGUUCCAGGCUGGAAGUUCCAUCACUCAUAUCAGGAUACAUAUAAAUAUGUGUUGUUUUAUUUUGACUUCUGUAAACGGUACAAUUCCAUAGGGUCUUUUGAUUUGCAAUUUCAUAGCUCAGGAAUGACAACUAGUUUGAGGAGAAAUAUUUUAUAAAUAUAUUGAAUCUUUAUCUGUCUGUUAUGGACUGGACAGCUUCAUCUUUGAUCCUAUGUAACAUUUCACUGUCACAGAUACUUUUUAAAUUUGUUGGCCAUUGUGAUUCAGUGCAUCUUACAAGAGGAUAAGCUUGUUGCCUUAAUUGUCCAUUGUCCACAAAAUUCUUUCUUUGCUUUGGGGCACCUGUACCUUCUUUUGAUAUUUGUAUACAGGAUCACGGAGACCAAAUGAGCAUCAAUGGUGGUCUGCUGUCAAAGCACAUGAGCCACAAUUGGGCUAUCAUGCAAGGUUUUUGUGAAGUAUGAGGCAUUAAAUGGUGCAGAUGAAACACAAAUGUCAUAACUAAUGUGGCUAUUAGUCUCCUUCUGCUCCAAAGUUGGUUGCAAAGGGCUCAGGUUAUUUUUUAAAGUCAAUUGCUCUUUAUUAUAAUUAGUGCCUUUUAUGGUGAACACCAUCUUAAAGCACUUUACAUGAAAAAUAGUACAAAACUGACACAUUCAUAUUACUGUAACUGAAGAGCAGGCCGGGCUAAUGACUUGCUCAGGGUCUCACAGUGAGGCAGAAGUGGGAUCUGAACAUGUGACCCUGUGGAGCUGAGGUACUGCAGAGUGUGACUUUGGACAUUUGAAAAUAAAUUCUAUGUCUUCCAUGUCCCAAAAAAUCUAUCUCUGUGUAAAAGCUUCAUGUAUGGGGCUUGAUCACAGCAUCUUUAAUCACCUUCAUCUCCAUAAAGGUAGUCAUCAGUGCAUAGACUUCAUGCAAGUGAAAGUAAAUACUUCUCAUUACACCCUUUUAUUACACUUUUUAAAACACUAUAAUAAGGAUAACCACAAAUAGUCCAUGAGCCAAAUAUGCUUUCUGCAUUUCUAUAUGAUAGACAGUAUAUCUGGGUCCAAAAUGUGGCCCACAUCGUAACUGACUUGUUUCCCCAGGUAGUACCAAGUAGUUACCCUUUUUAAUCUUAUGGUGGUGCACAUUAAUGCACUAAAAAGAAAAUGCAGUAUUUUACACAGGAGAAUUACUUCUCUUCAUGCCUUAAGUAUUAAUGGAUGUCCUUAGCAGGAGAAUCAUUUUGCUUCUUAUCUAAGGAUAGCAGCAUGAGGUUAUUCUGGUCAAGUCCGAUGCAGAGCAGCACAUGUCACAAUAACUUACUUCGAAUGCCACCUGUACAUAAGGUGGGAUCAUUUGUUAGCAUUUUUGACUUAAAGAUGGAGCACCAGCUACUGGUGGGUCGGGUGAAUAAAGCAAAAAUAUGGAUGGUGAUGAGUGGUUAAGACUGAAGAGCUGUAGUCACAUCCAGCAAUUAAAAUCCAUAGCACAGAAGUCUCCAUCCAUUUCUGUGGCCACCAUGUCCUUCUCUGUUUAGAUUGAACUCUUCUGGAAGGUUACAACAUGAAUGGUUUUAGGUUUAUGAAGGAAUAAAAGUGCACCUUUAUGUCAUGUUAGUCAGGGCCAGUUACAAUGUCCACCCUCAAAGUAAUUAGUGCUUAGAUUGUUCCAGAUAUUUUUUAUAAGCCAUCAGAGUCCCCGUUACAGCUAUGUGACUCAAACGAUUGUUUUAAAGACCAGAAAUCUUUGUAUGGAGAAGUUCUUCUUGAUAGCCAUUUUGAAUCAUCUGUGUCGUUGAGGAUGUCAGUCAGUCAUUCAUUUGCUAACCUGCUUAGUCCUGAAUAGGGUCGUGGGGGUCUGAUGGAGCCUAUCCCAGGUAAUAGGGUGCAAGGCAAGAACAUACCCUCGACAGGGUGCCAGUCCAUCGCAGGGCGAACACACACGGACCAAUUUAGGAUCACCAAUUUCCAUGCAUGUCUUUGGGACUAUUGGAGGAAACCGGAGCACCCAAAGGAAACUCAUGCAGCCUUGGGGAGAGAUGCAAACCAUGGUCUCCUUUACUGUUGGGCAGCAGCACUACCACUGCACCACCGUGCCGCCCUCCUUGAGAAUGUGAUUCACAAUUUAACUGACUGGCCAGCACCACCUUCCAGCCUAUGAAGAGCCCUUUGCUGUGGUUAGUUUUACUGGACCUUUUCAAAUUGCCGUCGAUCAAAUUCACACAAAUUAAUUCAUCUGAAGCUCAGCUGAGCAUAAAGCUUAUCAGAUGGGUCCUUGUGUGCACAGGAUGGGGUAUGCCAGUAAAUUUAAUUAAACUAGGCCCAGUGAGAGGAGGUCAAAAACAUGAAUUAAACUGAGUCAUGUGGACAUUUCCUAAAAAACUGGAGCUCUUUAACAUAUUAAAAUAAAAUCACUCGCUUCACCUACAUACUACAUUAAUGUACUGCAAAUUCAAAUUGCAAGGACUCAUCAAUGCGUAUGCAUGAUAUGAAAACAAACUGACACACUCAUCUAACUGCUACUUAGGGAAUUCCUUACAUCAAUUUUUAACCUUUUUAGUUUUCUUUUAAUUUCUGAAACCAGAUAAGCUCAAAGAUCAACUGUAGGCAGUGGAGUUGUCUUAGGGCAACAUGGUCAAUGAAUUUCUAAACAAAGAGGGCAGUUGAAGUUUGUUAGACAGGAGUGCUAAAUUGGAGCUGCUGAAGCUCAACGUGUUAAGUGCAGAGAAUGUUGAGUUGUAAGACUCUUAACUGACAAGAGUGUAGUAGCCAUUCAUCACAUUAUGUAAUUAGCUGUGGCAAGUCAGCAGGGCUUCAUACACACAACAGUACUGUAUGACUACUUUUCUAAAAUAGUCACCAUGAAUGAAUUUGACUGUAAAUUAGAAAAUGUCAGUGCAACCUCUAUCCUUGGGUCACCUGCUUGUCUCACUUGUGCAAUACUGUAUUAUAAAACAAGAACUAGAAUAGAGUGCCUAUAUGAAUAGGUGUGCCUUCAAAUUAUAAUAAUAAU
Molecule: messenger RNA, 5608 nt
Organism: Erpetoichthys calabaricus (reedfish)
Lineage: Eukaryota; Metazoa; Chordata; Cladistia; Polypteriformes; Polypteridae
Gene: slc13a5b
Product: solute carrier family 13 member 5b
Exons: 13
Coding region: 470-2194 (574 amino acids)
Biological process (GO): monoatomic anion transmembrane transport; citrate transport
Cellular component (GO): membrane
Molecular function (GO): citrate transmembrane transporter activity; succinate transmembrane transporter activity; sodium:dicarboxylate symporter activity
Source: RefSeq, a predicted model, not a curated record